AUGCAGGAAGGCGUCGACGCAGUCGUGGUGGACGUGCAAGUGGGGGCUGAUGUGCUGGAGAGUGAUCGCGGCCGUCAGCCGCCGGUUGAAGGCACGAGCGGCCACGCCCCGAGACGGGCUGAGCGCACAACGUGUUACUUCAAGGGGUACAAGUAUACUCGCGCCUCGGCUUCGUCGCGCAUGAUUGUAUACCGAUGUUCUAAGUUUCGAGCGGGUUGCGGCGGCAAGAUGGAGUUCCGGAUUGCGUCCAUGGGCUACACCUGCGUCAAGGCGCACCGUUGCAGCGAUACAGCUGUAGUUAGCUCCGUCACCAACGUUGAAGCUGAAAUGAAAGCGCAAUCGGGCCUCUUGGCGAUUGAGCACGUUGCGUGGCCUGUACGUCGCGUGUGGGAGAAGCUGCAACGACAUUUCUACUCUGCGGACAACCCUGAUGUCGUGCGCGGCCUGUCGGAGCAGCAAAUUAUACGCCGCGUGCAUCAUGCAAGAAGCCAACACUACUCCGGCAACGUGCACGGCUCAAUCGAGAUCCCACGGCUCUCGCUCGCGCUCAAUGAGGCUGUCACAUUUUUCCAGUUUCACUGCAUUACACCCAACCGAGACGACCUGACCAAGCCUACGCGCCUUCUUGGUUGGGCGCACCCUGCAUUGGUGGCGCUCUUACGCUACCAUGGAACGACGCUAUUCGUCGAUGGAACGUUCAGAUGUGUUCCGAGUGGCUACGCGCAAUGCGUCGUGUUCAUGGUGUACGGUCGGGCGUCGGGCGUGUUCGUCCCUGUGUUUUACGUUCUGAGCACCUCUCGAACGGCGGACAGCUACUGGGAUAUGAUACACUUCAUCGUCCAAGCUACCGAUCAGCAGAUUGAACCUGCUGAGAUUGUCUGCGACUUUGAAACCGCUCUAAUGGAUUCCCUUCAAACCCAGCUUCCUAACGCAAUUGUGCUAGGGUGCCUGUUUCAUAUGAAGCAGACACUCCGUCGGGCUAUGAAGCGCUACGCUAUUCCGGAAGCUGAGUGUCUAAUUGCCCAGACGCAUGGUGUGUUAGACACACUGACUGUGAUUCAGCAUGACCACGUCGAACGAGGAAUUAAAUGGGUGAAGCGUGAGAUCAAGAAGCGAUGCGCGGUAGCGGAUGUGACGUAUUCGGCAGCUAAAUGGGGAGAAUUUUGGGGCUAUUUCGAACGCACAUGA
Messenger RNA from Phytophthora sojae, 1188 nucleotides. RefSeq lists its product as hypothetical. The coding region runs from base 1 to 1188 and encodes 395 amino acids. The transcript has a single exon. The record is from RefSeq and is a predicted model, not a curated record. Lineage: Eukaryota; Oomycota; Peronosporomycetes; Peronosporales; Peronosporaceae.